Messenger RNA from Drosophila obscura, 1418 nucleotides. Its product is annotated as acidic leucine-rich nuclear phosphoprotein 32 family member B. NCBI's taxonomy places the organism in Eukaryota, Metazoa, Arthropoda, Insecta, Diptera, Drosophilidae. The record is from RefSeq and is a predicted model, not a curated record. The transcript has a single exon. Bases 75 to 713 code for a protein of 212 amino acids.
AUUUAAUAUUAUUUUCAAACCAUGUAAAUUCUACAAAAAAAAUAUAAAUAAAAUCUAAAUUAAAUUCCAAUCAAAUGGCGAAUGUAGAAAACGCAGCACCCCUUUCCGAAAACGAGAACGAAGAUGCAGAUACUCCUGAUAAAAAAGAAACAGACGCACUAAAAACUGAGGGACAAGAGGGAGAAACCACCGAUAUUGCAGUGGAAGAAGGUGCCUCAAAGGAGGAAGCAGCAGAAGGGACAGCAGAAAAUGAUGCAGAAGAGGGCGAAGAAGAAGAGCAGGAUGACGAAGAAGAUCCCUUCGAGCACCUGGACUUAAACGACGAGGACAACGAGGAAGAGCAAUCCCUCUAUAAGGAAUAUCUAUCGUUAAUCAAAGAAAUCAAUUGUCAGAAUGGCAUCAUUCAGGAGCUGAAGGACCGCUCGAAUGAGUUGAAGCAAAAGAAAUGCCGCUCGGGGAACGAGAGCCAGGAAUUACAGCGUCUACGGAUGUGCCAGGAACAGGAGAAUAUACGACUCCGUACGAUGAUCAAUCGAGCAGUGCAGCUGCAGAAUUUUGGCUCCCGUCGGCUGUACGGCGAAGUGGAACUGGAGAUUACGGAAUCCGAGCAGACGGUCUUCCUGGCUGGCGUUCAAUUUGCGGAUGUGCAAUGUCCUAGCUCUUCUGUGGGCGAUGGCUGCCAGUUAGAUUCAGAUUCGGAUUGGGAAGCGUAGGAUGGAUGAGUGGUGGGUUGUAGGCCUUUGAUAUUGAUUGGAAAUAAAGCUACACAGUUAUGGAAAAUGUCCAAUUUAAGAUACAGAGUGAUAUACCUGAUACCUGAAUAAUCAGCAAAACAGUAGAAAAUCCCAAAGAAAUUCGAGAUAAAAGAGAAUGGGAAAUUCGUUCACAAAUAACAAGAAACUCCCAUUUAGAUCCCAUUUCUAGACACUUUUGGGUCCUAAAUGCUUCCUAAAUUCCAUACAAAUUCCACUAUCCACUAUCAUUCUCUAAAUGAGAAGACUCUUGAAUCCAAAGAACCCUAAAGGACAACCAAACAGCAGGUAAUACCCAUCAUCAUUCUUCCACCAAUUAGUUUUGGAUUAAAGCGGAACACCCUCCUUUAGAGCCAUUCUUUCACCAAUCUUUUUAGAAAAACCCCAACCCCACUUAAGCCCCAACUAAGUUUAGUGUGCUGUUCUCUGCUCUUAGUAUCUCAACUAAAUGUCAUCAUUUUGCCAUCAGUUGGUUGGCCAGAAAGCUUUUCCUUCCGUUCGCAAGGGACCCUCUUUCGCAUCAUUGCCAAGACAUUUCACACUUCAGAGGAGAGGCCAUUGGCCCCCUCUCCUUCCCACACACCAAUUCCUACCAUCAAUUUGCUGCUCAUCAUCCACACGACGCAAUGAUUGGUGGGUGGGCAUGGGAGGGCACAGUUGGUGGUG